AUGGCCACCACGAAAACACCAUAUCAUUACUUUCAAUCUCAGAUUGGUAGCCCGUUAUUCCGCCUGCCUCCAGAGCUCCGCAUCAAGAUCUACAGAGAUGUUUUACUCAAGCAUGAGAGCACUGUCGAUCCAUGGCCGAUCUUCAUCACGCAAGACCACAGAAACAACCACUCUACGAUUCUCAGACACACUGAACUACUGCAGAGCUGCAAGAAAGUCCAUGCGGAGGCAGGGCCAGAUGCCUAUCGCCACAUCUGCCUUAAGCUGACAGAUGCAUGGAAGUCCCGCUUGCGCCUGGAACAGCUCGCAUACGGCAGCAACAUUCUGGCCAAUAUCCAGACUGUAGCCAUGGAGCCAGGGUUCGUGACGGACCUGGAGAAAGAGGACUGGAUGGCGGUGAUCGCCAUCUUGACCAAGAAAGCUACCAGUCUGAGGUCUCUGACGAUCACCUUCACUGACGCCGUCGGGCAUCGAGAAUGCGACCUGGAUAGGUCUCCCGAGCUGCUCCAAAGACUUUGCCUACUGGCUGCGGUGGAAGCCCACAUGAACAAUGGCAACUCUUGUCCUGAGCCGAGCAAGUCUGAGCUGGCAUCGAUGAUCCCUGUCAGCCCCUUGGGCGCGGACUUGGCAUUUGUUUGGGCCUUAUCACGCAUGACUCAGCUAUCAAAAGUGGACUUGCGAGGUUUCUGCGGCAUCAAGUGGUACAGCUUUCUUUCAAGCGAGAUGGGCCCAGCCACUGAAGUCAUUGGCCAUGGGGCGAUGGUUUAUCGCGCUCUCAAAGCGCAAGGUGGUCCUAAUAUGGAGGACCGGGCCUCUAGACACUUGUACAGAUUUUGGGCAAAAACGAAAGACUUGGAUCCCUCAGUGGUCGGUCUGACAGACAGAGACACUGAAGAGAUAGACGUGCAUAAAUAG
Microdochium trichocladiopsis is the source of this 915-nucleotide messenger RNA. RefSeq lists its product as uncharacterized. NCBI's taxonomy places the organism in Eukaryota, Fungi, Ascomycota, Sordariomycetes, Xylariales, Microdochiaceae. The transcript has a single exon. The record is from RefSeq and is a predicted model, not a curated record. The coding region runs from base 1 to 915 and encodes 304 amino acids.